Messenger RNA from Pyrenophora tritici-repentis Pt-1C-BFP, 1765 nucleotides. Its product is annotated as GadB, Glutamate decarboxylase and related PLP-dependent protein. NCBI's taxonomy places the organism in Eukaryota, Fungi, Ascomycota, Dothideomycetes, Pleosporales, Pleosporaceae. The record is from RefSeq and is a predicted model, not a curated record. Gene Ontology annotation, biological process: amino acid metabolic process. Gene Ontology annotation, molecular function: carboxy-lyase activity; pyridoxal phosphate binding. Gene Ontology annotation, cellular component: cytoplasm.
AUGGACUCUUCGCAGUUCCGAGAAGCGGCAAAAGGAGCCAUUGACGAAAUCGCAAACUACUACGACACGCUAGAAUCUCGGAAUGUCCUGCCAUCUGUGAGCCCGGGUUACCUACGCCCUCUACUCCCCACCAGCACACCCUCCGAAGGCGAAUCAUGGGAAACCAUCAAAGGAGACAUUGAUCGCGUCAUCAUGCCAGGCCUUACCCACUGGCAAUCACCAAAAUUCAUGGCUUUCUUCCCAUGCAACUCAUCUUUCGAAGCCAUGCUCGGCGACAUGUAUAGCGGGGCCUUCAACGCCGCAGCUUUCAAUUGGAUCUGCUCGCCCGCCGUCACCGAGCUUGAAACUAUUGUUAUGGAUUGGGUUGCCAAGCUGAUUGAUCUACCGAAAGAGUUUCUCAGUGACGGUGAAGGCGGCGGCAUCAUUCAGGGUACCGCCAGUGAAGUCGUACUCACUGCACUCGUCGCCGCCCGCGAACGCGUCAUCAGACGUAAACUCGGCGACAUGCCAGAGGGCGAAGACCGAAUGGAUAAAGCGGCUGAUAUCCGGGGUAAGCUAGUAGCCUUAGGUUCCGAGCACGCACAUUCCUCCACACAGAAAGCGGCCAUGAUAGCUGGGGUACGGUACCGCAACGUCGCUGCUCCUGAAUCAACGAAUUACAGCGUCACGGCUUCUUCUCUCCGCCAAACUAUCUUAUCUUGCCGUGAAAAGGGUCUGGAGCCUUUUUACUUUACCGUCACAAUUGGUAGCACGGGUACCUGCGCUAUUGACGACUUGGAAGGCAUCGCGGCUCUCGCAAUGGAGUUCCCUGACAUCUGGAUUCACGUCGACGCUGCGUAUGCUGGUUCUGCGCUCGUGUGUCCAGAGUACCAGCAUCUCUGCAAGCCAAUCUCGAGCUUUGACUCGUUCAAUUUCAAUCUACACAAAUGGUUGCUGGUCAACUUUGAUUGCUCAGCUUUCUUCGUAAAGAAAAGGAGGGACCUCAUGGACACAUACUCCAUCACACCGUCUUACCUGCGUAACCCACAUUCAGACCAAGGCCUCGUAACCGACUACCGCGACUGGCAGAUCCCACUGGGGCGGAGGUUUCGCAGUUUGAAAGUCUGGUUCGUAUUGAGGAGCUACGGUGUCUCCGGACUGCAGGCUUUCAUUCGCAAGCACAUUCAGCUCGGAGAGUACUUUGCAGACUUGUUGGAAUCGAAGAAAGAGAUGUUCAGAAUCACGACUAAACCAGCAUUUGGCCUUGUGAGCUUCCAGAUCCUUCCACAGAUGCCGCGGGACGCAAAAGCGGAUCAGCCAGACCCGAGGCAUGAGGCCUAUACGAACGACUUCCAACCCGAUGCUGAAGCCCAGUAUCGGGAGGCGGUGAAUGCGAGGACGAAGAGCGUGUAUGAGGAGGUUAACAGGAGGGGCGAGUUUUUCUUGACGAGUACGGUGUUAGAUGGCAAGUAUGUCAUUCGCGUUGUCAGUGCCACAUCGAAGAGCGAGGAGAAGUGGAUGAGGGCGUUGUUUGAUGUUUUGGUGGAGAUUGCGGAGGGGAAGGAGAAGGUAUGAGGAGGGACGGUAGGGUGUGAGACUUGAUUCUUGAGUUUGGUGAGCCAUAUGGUAUGGUUGUUCGGGAAAUGCUAGUUACGAGGAAGAAACCCGGCAUGAGGUCUGAUCAGGUUGCGGGCAUCAAGAAAUCUCACCAAUGCCGGGUAUUGGUAAACAAAAAACAAGUAGAUAAAAUCUAGAGCACACGCUAACAAACAUUCUCUUCUCCAGC